This is a messenger RNA of Dunckerocampus dactyliophorus (ringed pipefish), 2087 nucleotides long. Its product is annotated as SH2 domain-containing protein 2A-like. The record is from RefSeq and is a predicted model, not a curated record. Gene Ontology annotation, cellular component: cytoplasm. The coding region runs from base 398 to 1564 and encodes 388 amino acids. Lineage: Eukaryota; Metazoa; Chordata; Actinopteri; Syngnathiformes; Syngnathidae. The transcript has 9 exons.
CAGUUUGCUCAAGUAGCCGCACAGCUUGGAGGUCUGCUCCUUUGCCGACUCCGCGUCGAUCACGUCGCCCGACUUGGAGGUUUCAUGUCGAUGAGUUGGGGCCGAGCUCGACUCGCCGACGCCAUCCUCCUCUUCGUGCAUCUUUCCUGGAACUUUCUUUUUCGUGCAGCGUAGCGGAUACCCACUCCAGUUUCCAUCCACAUGACUGGUUGCCUCUGGGGCAAAGCACUAUGGGAGAUGUCGUAAUUUAGAGAAUGCGGAAAUGACUAGUUGGUUGUGGCAGCAAGUGGUCAUGACAAGUGCUUCCAAUUGACCCUGACCCCCUUGGAGGAACACACAUGUCACAUCACACUAUUCUUUUGAUUAAAGCCUGUUGAGAGAAGAGACUUUUGCUGCAAUGACAUCAGGUUCAAUCUCAGGGGAAGGAGUUGAAAAGAAGACGUCCAAACAGGAUAGUUUCCAAAACUUUCCAUGGUUCAAGGCUUUGAGGACCCGCUGGAGGUUUCGCUUCAAGGGUUUGGAGAUGUUGGAGCAGAGAGAACCUUCACCACGAGUUCUUUGGGACAGAAAACUCACGGAAUUGUCUUCAAAAUGGUUCAUCGAGACUCAAGUGGCACACAUUGCUCCAAACGGCUUUUUCCCCACUUGGUUUGUGGGUUUCAUAAGACGAGAAGAUGCUGAAGAAAUGCUGAAAGAAAAAGACUGUGGUUGUUUCCUAAUCCGUCUCAGCGAUAAAGCCAUUGGAUACAUAUUGUCUUAUAGAGGCAGAGAUCGCUGUCGACACUUUGUGAUAAGCCAGAGUGAGUCGGGACACUUUGUUGUCAGCGGAGACAGUGGGGGACAUGACACAGUCCCUGAGCUAAUCCAGCAUUACAAGACGAGCCCCAUUGAGCCAUUUGGAGAGUACCUCACGUCUUCAUGUUUUGAGACACCUACGGACAGGCUGUAUGACGUGAUCGUGUCAUCUGCCACAGAGGAGAAAGCGCAUUGGAACUCUAAACACCCACCUUUACCCCAAAACAGCCAAAGAACACUUGAGCAAGUGCCACCAAUGACAAGGAAAGGAAAACAACAGGACAAAGGGCUGUAUGCUAAGAUCAAAAAGCAACCAGCCAGAGCGCUUCAGAGCAACCAACAACACACGCCUGGCGCUAACACCAGGAUGGUUGAAGGGUGCCCCAGAAAGUGUCGCCCUGUGUCUGCACCAGACACUGUGUACUCUGUGCUCUACGGUCCUGCUGAACUGCACACUGACAGGCACAGCCCUACCCCAAAACCAAGACUUUCUCCUAAAACCAUGAGGCCCGAGAAGACAUACCCACACAUAACACCCCCAAGAAGUCACAGCACCCAACACCUGAGUGACGGUGCUGUCUACUUCCUGGCUGGGAGGCCUGGUGGCCCUCACACUGCACGCGUAGACACCACGCCACACACAUUGCAUCGUCACUGUGACCCAGUUUAUACUCAUGAUGACACCUAUGAGAUCAUUCCUGGGAUAGAGGAGACAACCAAAGCUAAAUUCAACAGUAACACCUACGAGUCAGUGGAGGAGAUCAGAUAAUUACUUUAGUAGUGCACUUUAAUUAAUUUUCUAUUCAAUUUUAAUUACUAAUCAUUUAUUUAAUCAUAAUUAUUAACUGAUUAGUUUCCUGCAGAAAGACACAUGGAAGCAGCUUAUUCAUUGUGUCAAUAGGAAGUUGUGAAAUGUUACAUGUAACGGCAGCAAGCUUUUUUUACUUUUUGUUUCACGUUGAAAAAAAAUAAUAAUGCAUGGCAUUUUUAGAGAUUUUACCAAAAAUGUAAUGUAUGAUCAAAUAUUCAUGAACAAAUUGUAUAUGGGUUGCACAUAUGUAAUAUGUAUGGUAUAUAUGCAAGUAUAAUGUGCAAUAAAUUUAAUUACAUUGACUACAUUAUAUAUGUAAUAUGUACACAAUUACACGUGUGACCAGUUGCAUAUAUAAUUCAUAUAAUGGUGUGUAUAAUAUAAUAUAUACAGUAGAAUGCAUAUUAAUAUAUGUACCAUACAUUGUCCAUUGUAUUAGUAAUAUUAUACCUGUGAAAUUGCACUGAUUGUACACACUUGA